AUGGCAGCAUUGGCCUUUUCAAAGGCCUUUUGCCUUGGUCUCAUCCUCUAUCUUUCCCUUUCAGAAGCAAGGUCCCCACGAAGUAGAAGAGAUGCAACUGAAAAGUGCCCAACUCCAGCGACUCCAGAAAAUGGAAAUGUUGAAUGCCUGCUUGAUUCACUAGGCCUUGAUGUGUAUUGUUCAAUUAGUUGCAAGAGUGGCUAUGCCUUUGAAGGCAUUACUGAUACAGACCUUCUGUUUGUAUGCGAUGUGAAUUCUGGAUUCAAUGAGGAUCCAGUCACUCCACCAUGCAUUGCACAGUGCACCCUGCCUUGCCUCAAUAAUGGCACAUGUGUGGCACCAAAUAAAUGUGAGUGUGUGGGAAACUGGCACGGAGUUCAAUGUGAACACAAUCAGAUACUUUGUGCUGACCCAAUACCUGGACGGUUUGGCAUAGUUGACUGUGUGCCUGACAAUAAAGGAGGUAAAGUUUGUGUUCCACACUGCUAUCCAGGCUUUAUAUUUGAGAAUCUACCCCCACUGCAGUAUGCUUGCAGCAAGGAUGGCAUAUGGACUCCAGAUGCAAGUAGGAUUCCAGAUUGUAUUCAAGACAUGGCCCACACGGUUGCCCCAGUUACAGUUGGCAGGAUUACAGUUGAAGCUGUGUGUGCUGCCUGGGGUACGAACCAUUAUCGGACAUUUGAUAACAAGGUCUACAACUUUGAGGGACACUGCCGGUACACUAUGGUGUCUGCACCAAAUAGCUUUGAGAUAAUGCUGGUCAAUGAUCCUGCUUGUACAAGUGGAAGUGCCUGUAACAGAUGGGUAGAAAUCUUCCAAGGUGAUGAUAUCAUUUCUCUACACACAGGAACAAAUGGUCCUGAAGUCACAUGGAAUGGUCAGAUUCUUGCUGUGCCAGGCUUUAAGGAGGGCACAGUAUUUGAACAGCUUGGGAGUUACCUGACCUUCAAGAGUUCCCUAGGAUACAGCAUCAAAUGGGAUGGCAAACAGUCCAUUUUUGUGCAGGUACCUGCAGAGCUUAAGGGGAAAAUAUUAGGACUUUGUGGUAAAUACAAUGGUAACCCAGCUGAUGAUUUCACAAAUCAACAAACUCAGCUGCUGACAUCACCACAAGAUUUUGGAGUUAGCUGGAAAAGGAGCCUGCUUGGAGAGAAUGCUUGCCCUGAUGCACAACAAACUGCUCAGUGUAGUUCUCAGUCACAAAGUCAACAAGUUGCAAGCACUACAUGUGGAAUUAUCUUGGUUGAUCCAGCUUUCAUUCCUUGUCAUAAUGUUGUAGAUCCAGCACCUUAUGAUGAUUCAUGCCAGAGUGACUGUUGCAGCAGCAAUUCAGCAUCCUGCUUGUGUGAUUCUCUGGAAGCCUAUUCCAGGGCUUGCAUGGAUAAGGGAGUAAAACUGAACUGGAGAAAGCAAGGCCGCUGUGAAAUGACCUGUCGCAAUGGCAUGGUAUUUAAGGAAUGUGGCAGCUCAUGUGUGAAGGACUGCAACACUGUGGGUACAGCAUGCACAGACCCAACUUGUGUUGAUGGCUGCUUCUGCCCUGAUGGUACAGUCUUGCACAAUGGAACCUGUAUUACAGCAGACUUGUGCCCUUGUGAAUAUGAAGGGCAUCAGUUUAAACAAGGUGAUGUUAUUCACCAGCAGUGUAACAACUGCACCUGUGUUGCUGGUUCAUGGACUUGCACUCAUGUCACUUGCGAAAAGACCUGCUCCGCCACUGGGGAUCCUCAUUAUGAAACCUUUGAUGGCCUCCGCUACAACUUCAUGGGCACCUGCUCUUACUACUUGGUCAAGGAUCCCGACUUCAGUGUUAUAAGUGAUAAUGUACAGUGUGGGAAUGGAGAUGCAUCCUGUACAAAAUCAAUCACCCUUCUUUUGAAUGGUACAAUAAUCAGAAUGGACCAGAACCAUCAGCUGUUUAUCAAUGGUCAAGAAAUUAAAGCGCUACCAUAUGAAACAGCAGGAAUUAAAGUCUCCAUGGUUUCUUCUCUUUUCAUGCAGGCAGCUUUCAGUAAUGGUGUCACUGUCUUGUGGGAUGGCAAAACUCGAGCUUAUAUUAAGGCACCAUCAUCAUUUUAUGGGAGAACCAUUGGCCUGUGUGGCACAUUUGAUGGGAAUCAAGGCAAUGACUUCAUGACAGAGCAUGGGAACAUUGAGACAAUACCUAAUGCAUUUGGCAACCACUGGAAGACUGAUGUGUUGUGUACUAACAUGUCUAUAGAAAUUCAACAAAAUCCUUGUGACGUUAAUCCUCAAAGAAAGCUUCAAGCAGCCUCACUCUGUGAUCAUCUGAAGAGUGAUGUUUUCAAAGCCUGUCAUGGUAUAGAAGAUGUUACUCCCUACUAUGAGGACUGCAUCUAUGACCUGUGUGCAUGUACAGGCAACAUGAAGGACUGCAUGUGCCCAAACAUAGGCAGCUACGCUGACAGCUGUGCAGCUAAAGGAGUCAAGAUUAGUUGGCGAUUUAAUAUCACAGAAUGCAUGAUACAGUGUCCAGCUGGUCAGGAGUAUAAAAUCUGUGGCAAGCCAUGUGAGCGCACCUGCAGGGACAUUGCUCUCAACACAGACACAUUGUGUGAUGCUAAGUGUGUGGAAGGCUGUAACUGUCCUGAUGGUCAGACACUGGGAAAUGAUGGUAGAUGUAUACCCAUUUCAUCCUGCCCCUGUAUAUUUGAUGGCCGUGUAUAUCCUGCUGGCUUUACCACUCUAAGGGAAACAGAAAUUUGUGUCUGUGAUGGCGCAAAAUUUGUGUGUACCAAAGUCACUAAUCAUGAUUUAACAGAAGUGAAACCCCUGUGUCCAGAUAAUGCAGUUUAUGCUGAAUGCAUGUCAAACUGUAGACUCACUUGUGAGAACAUGCACAACCCUCCAACUUGUGGCAGUGCACAAUGUAAGGCAGGAUGUGAAUGCUCACCAGGCUUUGUCUUUGAUGGAGAACAUUGUGUCAAUGCAUCAUUGUGUCCAUGCUAUCAUGCUGGAAAAACCUUUUUUGAGGGAGAAACAUUCAUGCAAGACUGCAAUGAAUGCACAUGUGUUUCACAAAGAUGGCAGUGCACAAAAAAUGAGUGUCCAUCAGUGUGCAGUGCAUAUGGAGAGUCUCACUACACCACCUUUGAUGGCCGCCAGUAUGAAUUUCAAGGAUCUUGUGAUUACGUGCUUCUGCAGUCAGUCAAAGGCAGCGAUAACAAAUUUGUCAUCACCACUCGCAACAGUCAGUGCGGUACCUCUGGUGUCACCUGCUUUAAAGAGAUGAAUUUUAUUAUUGGAGAGGAAGGCACAGCAAAUUAUUACAGACUUCAGCUUAUCAGAGGACAGUCAGUUAUACCAGACCCUGGGUCUCCAUUCACUGUGAAGGAAGUAGGUGACAUGGUCUACAUAAGAACACCAUUUGGUGUCACUCUACAAUGGGACAAACAAACCAGAGUCUAUGUUCAGCUGUCAGCAGACCACAUUAACAAGGUGGAAGGUCUGUGUGGAAACUUCAACCAUGAUUCAACAGAUGAUUUAAAAAACAGCAGAGGUAUUGUUGUUGUGAGGCCCACUGACUUUGCAGACAGCUGGAAACUUCAGAGCACUUGUGCUCCAUCACAGGAGAUCUCAGAUACAUGUCAGAAUAGUACUCAGAGGAAAUCCUGGGCUCAGCUGAGGUGCUCAGUCCUUGCCUCUGAUCUGUUUAAGCCCUGCCACAAUUUUGUUGAUUACACAAACUUUAUGAAACGAUGUCAGUAUGAUGCUUGUGGCUGUGACCUGGGAGGUGACUGUGAAUGUUUAUGCACUGCUGUUGCUGCCUAUGCUCAUGAGUGUGCUGUUGCUGGUGUACCAGUACAGUGGAGGAGUAAUGAUUUAUGUC
This is a messenger RNA of Candidula unifasciata, 3850 nucleotides long. The record is from the annotation of a GenBank genome assembly. NCBI's taxonomy places the organism in Eukaryota, Metazoa, Mollusca, Gastropoda, Stylommatophora, Geomitridae.